Arabidopsis lyrata subsp. lyrata is the source of this 1026-nucleotide messenger RNA. RefSeq lists its product as uncharacterized. The record is from RefSeq and is a predicted model, not a curated record. The transcript has 2 exons. NCBI's taxonomy places the organism in Eukaryota, Viridiplantae, Streptophyta, Magnoliopsida, Brassicales, Brassicaceae. Bases 258 to 893 code for a protein of 211 amino acids.
UAUUCCCGUAACUAGAUAAAUAAAAAUAUCAAAGCUCUCUGAGACAUGGAAAGAAAUAGUGUAACAGAUGGCAAAGAGGACUUUAGCUUAAAGAAGCACAAUCAUUUCAAAAAGCAAAUCAUUUGUCACUUUCUUCUACUUCUUCACCUAUCAUCCCCAAAAACACUUUCCUUUUUCUCUCAUUAAGAACUCCCCCUUUCCGACGUCGUUUUAGCUAAUUUAGUGACACAACCCCUUUGAGACCAGCCAUUACAGAGAUGCAAGAUCCUCAUGUGCCAUCUUCUCCCACCAUCUCCUCCGUCUCUUCCUCCGAUCUUGAUACCGAGUCUACAGGAUCGUUCUUCCAUGACAGAAGCAUCACACUGGGAACGCUUAUGGGAUUUAGUUUCACUGCAACUAUGCCGAUGCCAUUUAGAGCUUCUUCGCACCGCCACGGCCACGUGUCACCCUCCGUCGCAGUCUCACGAGCUUCCAGCUCCAAUGCAAGACGCCACCACCAGAGGAAGCGUCCUCCUUUAAAUUCGGCUGAGCCUCAUCAGCGGCAUCGCCGUCGCAAGUGGUGGCGCUUUUGCCGAGAUGACGAUGACGACGCCGGAAUCCACCGUGCCACCGGAGAUUCAAAGCGGUCAUCGCUCGGGGAAUAUCUAGAGGUGGAACGGAGGUUUGGAGAUGAAGCCGUUUACAACUCCGCCGAAGCAGAGUUAGAGGGUGCGGUGGUGGCGCGGUACCAAGAUCAGCAGCCGGUGAUGGGGGAGCGGGCAUUGUUCUCUGACGGAAGGGUUCUUCCUCCGGCUUCAGUUGAAGCUGUUACCGGAGAAGGUACGCCGGUGGCCUCGGCUCUUUGUAGAUUCCCGGUUUCUUUAACCGGUAUAUGCAGUGGUGGCGGAGGAUAAUUACGUCGGUUCAUGUGUGUGUGUGUUUUGUUUUAGUUCUUCUUUGUAUUUAGACUUAAAAUUGAAUCAUUGUUUGUGGAAAAUAUAACAUGAUGAUGUAGUCAUUGUCAAAAUAAUUUAUUUGAUAAAUAAU